GGUAAGGGGGCGUGGCCACCGGCGGGAAGGGGGCGUGGCCGCCGCCGCCGCCAUGAGGCCGCGCGCGCUCCCGCCGCCGCCGCCGCCGCCGCCCGGGGGGAUCCUGAGGCGGGGGGGGCGCGGGGGGGGCAACCGGCAGGUGCGUUUCGCCGUCCAGGACGAGGAGGAGGAGGAGGAGGAGGAUGAAGGCGCAGCGGCGCCCCCCGCCCUGGCGACCCCCACCGUGCACAGCAGCGGCCGCGGGGCUCCCGGUGCGGCGCCCCCCGAACCGUUCGACGCCCCCCGGGCGGCGGCAGCGCUGCUCCGGUGCUCCUUCGCCGCCCGCUCGGCGCUGGGCGGGGCGGCGGCCGCGGCCAUGAACGUGCCGCCCGCCCGCCGCCUCUUCCGCGGCCUCGUCAGUCUCGCUGUGCCCCCCCCCCAACCGGGGCCGCGCAGGGGGGGCGCCGUGAGCCCCCCCCCGCAGGGCCCGGGCCCGUCGCUGGCCGCGCUGUCCGGGACCCCCGGGACCCCCGGGACCCCCGCCCGCGCCGUGGGGUGGCCGUGGCCCCCCCCCCCCGCGCCCCCCGCGCCCCCCCGGGCGGUGCCGCGCCCCCCCCCCACCGCCUUCACCAUGUACCGAAAGCUGCAGCAGUGGGGGGGGCGCUGAGGGGGCGCCCCCUCCCCAAAAUCCCCCUUUUUCACCCCAAAAAUAAUAAAUUUGUGAUUUUGGA
Molecule: messenger RNA, 710 nt
Organism: Taeniopygia guttata (zebra finch)
Lineage: Eukaryota; Metazoa; Chordata; Aves; Passeriformes; Estrildidae
Source: RefSeq, a predicted model, not a curated record